AUGAACAUCUGGUCGGGGCCCAUUAGCUUGGACCCAGACCGCCAGCUAGAAGGGAUCCGCUUAGUUGACCCGACCUCCCACUGGCAAUGCGACAUAUCUAAAACUGCCAAACUCGGUCUCCGCAGCUUUGUCAACCCAGCAUUGAUCCCGCUUCACGCGCGAGCAGGUCCUAACCUCGAAGUACACACUCUGAACGCGGGGACGUCACGAUAUCUCCAGGGCAAGUUGGCGGGAGCCGUAUGGUUAAAUCAAGAUGAACUGGACCUCCACCAGUCUGUACAAUGCCCCGUCGGCCUGCUGGUCAGUGUUGACGGCACUCCAGCGAGGAAUACCAGCGUGGUCACGUCGGACCUCUUGAUCUACGGCGUGUUGUCGACAGCGACAUCCUGUGCACGUCCGCCGACCCCGCCGCACUCGUCACCCUCUGAUAUACCCGGACAGCCCAAUUCUUUGCCGGGCAAACCGUAUCAGCUCAGAAUAUAUGCUGCACCACUAUCCACGUCCUUGAUCACCCAGGCUCAAGCCUUCCCGUCUCCUCCACCAAGCUCAGAUGAAGAACGCGCCUCUACUCAGGCUGAAUUCCUCCCAGAUAUCAGCUCGCCCAGUCCAAAGCGCAAACGAGUCGCCACUCUCUUUGAGGUGGCAGCACAACACCACCGUCGCGUCCGACAGCGCGGUGGCGAGGCAGUCUCCCAAUUGAUGGCCCCAUCGCGGCCACCUUCCUCAUCCCAGAAUCUCCAGACUCUCCGAGUAAAACGCGAGCCCGAAGAUGACCAACCGAGUCUACCAACACUCGACCGGCUGGUCGCACACAGGGCACGCUCCGUAUCAAUCGGAGCUGGCCUACAUAGACCAGUGAGCAGACUCGGCGCACGCGGAACAGGAACCCCAGUUCCAGUUCCAGUUCCAGGUGCAACUCCAAACGCAGACCCUCAAAAACGCACUACAACACCAAACCCUUUCCUCGACCCGCCAUCCCGCCGCGCAUCACACACUCAACCUCCAUCCCUCCUCUCAACCUCAACCUCAGAAAACAACCUCGCAACACCCAAUUCCCCACCCAAAACUGCAGACGCCAUCAUCGCCGAAAACAAGAACCUCAUCACCCGUACAAUCCUCACUUGCAUGCGACUAUAUGGCUUUCACCGCUCCAAUCCACGCUCCUCCUCCUCUUCCUUCUCCAGCAGGCUAAACCCGACUGGCCCGGGAUCUGCCGCGGAGACAGAAAUAGAUCCUCGAGGCGCAAUCCCAGCACUGGAGACUCUUCGCGCGGAGACACCCGCCCCUGGAGCCGCCGCGGAUGAUGACGAGUUUAAAGCUAUGUAUCACGCGACGUAUAAGGCGUCUGCCUUUGCGCUGCGCAAGUAUCUGAAAGAUAGUAGUGCAGGUGGAAACGGAGCUACGCCUGUUUUACUGGAGAAGGGGAAGGCUAUGACGUGUAUUGAUGAGUUGUUGAAGCUGUUUUGCGAGGAUCAUUGA
Penicillium daleae is the source of this 1479-nucleotide messenger RNA. RefSeq lists its product as uncharacterized. The transcript has 2 exons. The coding region runs from base 1 to 1479 and encodes 492 amino acids. The record is from RefSeq and is a predicted model, not a curated record. NCBI's taxonomy places the organism in Eukaryota, Fungi, Ascomycota, Eurotiomycetes, Eurotiales, Aspergillaceae.